GCCUCCCGCCCUUGGCCCCGCCCACCCGGCUGCGGCUGAUUGGCGGCGCCCAGGCCUUGCUGUUAACUUUGAUGUUGAUUCCCAUUUCGGGUGGUGGAUCUCGGUUUCCUAUUAACUACAGCUCCACCUCUGUCUUUCUGUCACCGAGAGCACUUGCCGAGUGGUUUAAAUGUUCUUCCUGGAGGAGGGUGUUACUCUGUGGAGUGAGUUUUCAGGCUGGAGGCCGCUGCUGUUUAUCAUGUUGCUGGUAGUCGGGGCCUUCAUCGUGGCCUUCGUCCUGCUCCUGUACAUGGUUUCCCCACUCAUCAGCCCCAAACCCCUCAAACUCAACGGCUCGCACGUUGUGGUGACAGGAGGAUCGAGUGGUAUUGGGAAAUGUAUUGCCAUUGAGUGCUUCAAGCAUGGUGCUUUUAUAACCCUGGUGGCUCGGGAUGAGGGCAAACUUCUGCGUGCAAAGAAAGAAAUUGAGAAGCAUUCAAUUAAUGAUAAGCAGGUAGUAUUGUGUAUAUCUGUUGAUGUGUCAAAAGACUAUGGACAAGUGCAAAGUGUGAUUAAACAAGCACAAGAGAAACUAGGACCAGUCGACAUGCUCGUAAACUGUGCUGGAAUAUCUGUUGCUGCAAAGUUUGAAGAUGUUGAUGUUGGCUUUUUUGGAAGGUUAAUGGAGAUCAAUUAUCUGGGUAGCGUAUAUCCUACUCGGGCAGUCAUUCACACCAUGAAGGAAAGGAGAAUGGGAAGAAUAGUGUUUGUGUCCUCCCAGGCAGGUCAAGUGGGGUUAUUUGGUUACACAGCCUACUCGCCAUCCAAAUUUGCUCUGCGUGGAUUAGCUGAAUCUUUGCAAAUGGAGGUGAAGCCAUACAAUAUCUACAUUACAGUUGCUUAUCCUCCUGACACAGAUACACCUGGCUUUCAAGAAGAGAAUAAAGUCAAACCUUUGGAGACCAAAUUGAUCUCUGAAACAUCAGGACUAUGUCAGCCAGACCAAGUGGCAAAAAUCAUUGUAAAAGAUGCAGUGCAAGGGAACUUUAACAGCUCGGUUGGUUCUGAUGGUUAUAUGCUAUCAGCACUCACCUGUGGUAUGUCUCCUGUCACGACUAUUACAGAGGGUCUUCAGCAGAUUGUUACCAUGGGCCUUUUCCGCACAAUUGCUCUGUUUUACUUGGGAAGCUUCGACAGCAUUGUACGCCGCUGUAUGAUGCAGCAAGAAAAGUGUAUAGACUUGGAAAAGAAGGAUUAACCUCAGUUUGAUUUUGGAGGCUGAGGAUCAGACUUUGAAAGAUGAAUGUUUGAAGGAAAUGUUUUGAUGAACAAUUACUUUAUUCCUUGCCCCUCCACUCCUGGUCUCAGUGGCAUCAAGUCAUCCUUUGGGUUGGAGUGGGGUCAGCUGGGUGGUAGAAAGAGAAGACCACAAAAUGGGAGUUACUGGUAUAUUAGCAGUACAACUCUGAUGCCUUGAAUGGAAAUUGCAAUGUAAUUUAUAACCAGCAUUGAUUGGCAGGGGUGCAUGUCAAAGGCUACAAAUCAUAAAAGCAUCUAUUUUUUUUUAAAUGUACUGUGCUGACACUAUUUUUGUAAUUGGUCGACUUUUCUCUUUUCCCCCCAACUAAAUUAAGUUAGAAAGUUCUGCUUUUGGUUUAUGUCCACCCGUUUACUUUUGGUGAUUCAUUAGAAUUGGCAAAGGGAAUGUUAUUUUACCUUUUUUUUGGUCUUGUAACUUGUUUAUCUAGCUUUGAUUGGCUGUGCCACCAUUUAAAAUUGAAUUCUAUUGUAUGUUUUAAAGUCCUAAAGGGUAUGUGUUGUAUAACAGAGGUGACCAUAUGUUCGGUGGGAUAGUUGCUAACCAUUCAAAUGCGACCCCCAAUAUUGUAUUUGGUGAAUACCUUCAUAAAAACUCAAUUUUUAAAGUCUUCACUAGGUUCAUGACCCUUUGAUACUAACUGGGAAACAUUUUCCAUUUCAAUUCAUUAGAGUUUGCAGUUAAAAUUCUGAGUAAUUCAUUAAAUUGAGGUACGUAAACCAUUGAAUAAAAUACUUUGUAUUGCAGUUACUGUUUUUCUGUGAAAUAGCUAAACUGUACCACUAUGUAGCAUGAUGCACCACUUAAUUUGUAGUGUUUUCUUUUUAAACUUGUUUGGAUUUAAGCAUUGACCAAUGAUAAUUUCUGCAGCCUCAUAAUCUAAUAUUCCCAGUUUGAAGCCUUUUCUGUAUAAAUCUAUAAUCUGUUUCUGUAGAACUCUUGUUAACCCACUUAAAAACUAGUUGGAGAAAUGGAUAAUGCCAUAAUUUAUGCAUUGAAAGAAUUGCAUUUACAUAGUGCUUUUCACAACCUCUGGACAUCUCAAAGCUCCUUACAGCCAAUUAGGCACUUUUGAAGUAUAGUGACUGUUGUAAUGUAGGGAAAUGCAGCAAACAAUUUGUGCACAGCAAGAUCCCACAAACAUUAAUGUGAUAAAUUACCAGGUAAUCUGUUAACAAUGUUGAUUGAGGGCAAUGUACCCUUUUUUUGUAGUGUGGGCAAUCUGUUUAAAUGUGCAGCCUCUAAUUUGUUUUGUGCAGCUAUGCACGUGAGGUAAAUCAGUUGCGCAACUUAGAGUAAACAUAGUUGGGGGAUAAAUAAUGGCCAGGAUAUUAGGAAGAACUACCCUGCUCUUCAAAUGAUGCUGACAGACCUUUUGCAUCUACUGGAGAGGGUUCAUGGGGCCUUGGCUUCAUGCCUCAUCUGAAAGAUGGCACCUCCAACAGUACAGUAGUACUGUACUUGAGUGUCAGCCUAGAUUUGUAUGUAAGUCUUUACUGAAGGAACUCUCAACCUUCUGACUUGGUGAGGUGCAAAUGCUACCUCCUGAACAAAGGCUGAUACCAUUAUUGAAUCUUAAGCUUCAUUAAAGUGAUUAAUAAAGAGAAGAUAUAUCUUGGAAUUUUUAGAAUUUUUUUUUUUAGAAGCUACAAGAUGUAACCUUAUUUAUUUGAAAGUUGAGUUUAGGUAGUCUCAUUUGAUCUGUGCCACUUAAUAAACCUUUUUUCAGUUUAUACACUGUGGACAUACCCAUGGGUGCAAUGCACACAAUCUAUGACCUGGUUCUUGGAUCAUAACAAACAUAAACUAAAGAACUUGAAUUUAUAUGAUGCCUUUCAUGACCAGACAUAGGUUUUCAGACUGGAGUUCAAGUGAUCACAGGGCAGUCCCUGAGAUUAUCAAAAUUCUAUAGUUUAUCGGUUGAUUGUCAAAUGUUACUUCUGUUCCUAUAAUGUAAAAAAAAAUUUACACAGUUUUCCUUUGCAUAGGAGGCAUUAGGACAGAGGGCUUAGAAUAGUGUUAAUUAUUUGUAGAGGUUCCACAUGUUUCAACGGCACUGCUCCAUAAUAUAUCUUGGAAUUCUGUAGCAGAACCCUGUUAGUUUCAGCUUUUAACUCUUAUUAUCUGGUAAUUGGUGAGGUGUAUUUGUUGUUUAAAUUGAUCAGAAAUGAAUAGGAGCUUUGUCAGCAUGACCAUAAUACUUUGUUAAUGGACUCCACCUUGUACUAAAACAAAACCAUUUUACUGAAUGUUCUUUCCAGUACUCUAUCACUGCAAUGUUAAAAUGCUGGCGUAAUGACUUGAUUGCACCAAAAUUUGCAUUUUUCUUGUUAUAUAUCCAGGCAAUAAUGGUUCAUUUUACCAUCCUAUUUUUCACGACCUACCUAUUUAGUGCACAAGUUAACUCUACGAUUAUAGAUGAGUGUGAGAAAAGAGGUAAAAACAGGAAAUAUUAUGGAAGGUUGCCAGUAUUAUUUUAGAAUAUUUUUCUUUGAGGUAUUGAGCAAAAGAGAAUACAGGGUAUAUUAUUUUUCUGGCAAUGUUAUAUUCCUGAAAAACACUUUUUUAUACUGUGCUGCUUUGUCCCCUACCUCUUGUCUAAAAAAGGGGGGAAAAAACACUAAUAUCUAAACAUUUAAAAUUAGCUCUGCUGCUCUCAGGUUAUAUACCUGCCACCUUUGGAAUUUGAUUCACUGUAAACUAUGCAUGGUUGACUGCUAAUGCUUAAAAUCCAAUAUUAUAAACAUGUUCAUGAACUUUAUUUUCUUCAACUGUAGCUAAAUACAAGUGACAAAAUUAAAUGGGAUGUGGACCCAUUAGAAAGCCCUGUCGGAAUACAGUCAAUAUUAGAAUCAAACCAAAUACUUUCAAUAGUUUGCUUGAAAAAUAUUCUAUUUUUAAAAGUUAUCUUUUUGAUAACAGAUGUUGAUAAAUAUUCUCUCUGCUGUGAUUAUAUUUUCUGGGGUAAUAGUGGCUUGUUUUACAUUUUUGAUGGAGCGUACAAGUUGGUAUUCGAUGCUGUAUCACAACACUUGAUAUGUCGCCUGGUUCAGUACACAAUGGUCUGGAUAAUUUUGACUGAUUCCACCAUUUCAUCUGGAGCUAAGAUUUCAUUUAUUGUCUAACUUUAGAAAUGUGUCUAAAAUUCCAUUUUAGAUAGGUAUGCUGUAUUCACUGAAACCUCUUAAAAUGGCCUUAUAUAGAUAGUAAUGGAAGGUUCCCCUUUGCAAUUUUCUUUCUGUUCUAGUACUUUGCUCUAGGCAUUCCUUAGACCACAGCUCUUGGCAUUUAAUUGAGAGUUGCUUAGCUAAUUGAUCUCUAGUUCUGCCAGGAAUACAGUAUUUUUUUGGUAUCCAGCAAGCCUGUUAUUUUGAGGGAUGCGAGAUAUUUUCCCUCUAUUAGACUAUAUAUUUUUAGGGAAUAAACUAUAAUUGGUGGGCAAAGUUUGCCUAAGCCAUGAUUGUUAACUCCCAUCUGUCACCUGCAUGCGCUUGACAUUUUACAAAGGACAGUGGUUUUAAAACUGUUGGAAAUUCUAGAUGAGUACUGAGUACAGCACAGAAACCAACCAAUUCACCUAUUAAGUUUAUGCCAAUGUCUUUCGCCACAUGAAGUACCUAAUCUAAUUGUACUUCUGCUUGCUCCACAUCCCUGUUGUUAAGCCUCCUUUUUCAAGCAAAUAAUUAAUUUGUAAAAGAAAAUUUUUAUGAACUUGCUUCAACAAUAGGUUGUGGCUAAAAAUUCCACAUUCUAACUGCCCAUUUAUUAUUAUUUUAAAUAUGUGCCUUUUUUGCUGUCUUUUCAGGCAGUAGAAACAGUCAUUACCUUCUAAUCCUUAAUCUUGUCAAUCCGAUCGCCUCUUAAUUUUCUCAACUCUGAGGUGGGUGGGGGGCAACUUAUGAAAUCUCUCCCUUCAUUCCCUAACUGCUUUAUCAUGACAAUAUAUUAGUACAUCUUCUUUGCAACUUUUUCCAUUACUUCUAUAUCCUUAUAAUCUGACACUGAAAACUUUAUAUGGUAGAUAUCAGAGAUAUAAUAAAAUCUUGGACACGAUUUUAGUAGAAAUAAAGAUGAGGCUAACAGUAAGAUAAGAGGAAAAUACUGUGGAUGCUGGAAAUCUGAAAUAAACCAGAAAAUGCUGGAAAAACUCAGCAGGUCUUGCAGCAUCUGUGGAGAGAGAAUGCUUCGCGUCUAUGAAUCUGUCCGUAUGACUCUCCACAGAUGGGGAACUCUUCCCCACCACAAGUUGCUGACCCAUUUGCACAUUGGUAAUUGCAUAAUGUCAUUCACAUUGCUAUUUUCAGCAAACUCUUGGCCAUUUAUGUGCUCAAGGUUGACCCUGUGGACAGUUAUGAUCCCUGUUGAGACCAAUAACUUAAAAAAAAAUUAGAACUUCCAGUUAAUAGCUGAAAGAAUGAUACGUCAAGAUUUCACAUUUUAAGAUGUUUACUGUAACAACAGACUAAAAGCGCUAUUGACAAUAAACUUAGACUUUACCACAGAACAGAAUUCCUCCCCCCUUAUUUUUAGCCCAACCGAGAAACCACAGUUCAUAGGUAUACUUUGCACUGUUCUUUUACUUAGAUGUUCAAUCUUCCCAGAAUCAAUCCAAAGUGAUUCUUGGCUCCCAAGGGUUUUAUUCCUGUUCUUUUUUUCUCUCUCAGCCUCGUAAUUUGCAAUCUUCGACGCUCUUUCGCAGUGAGGUUUCUUCCCAGAGAAUCUCCCACUAGCCCAAGCGAGAUGACACUUCAGCCUUGUUUUAGUUCCAACAAAUUUCAAUCCUUGUUUUAGUUCCAAAAAAUUUCAAUCCAAGUGUGAACUUCCACCUUUAUUCCUGCGUGGUGAACCAUAGAGACUUUAUGGCCCUCUAUCUGCUCCCCCUCUCCUGCAUCUAGGCAGACUCCAAAUACUAAUAUUUGGUGAUAUUCUCGGAAAGCCUGCAACCUGAUCUUUAAAUGAAUACUCUGCAUUCUUCCCCAUGGCAGUGUGACUCAUGUGGGCCUUCUGUAUCUAGGUAGAAAUGCUGAUUAGCUAUCCUUGAGAUGACUUUCACCUUGAAACUAAAUGGACAGUUUUAAACACAACAUUCUUGACCCUUUUCUGGGAUAUUGGGGACUCUCAAUCUCCACUGUUAACACAGGUUGCUGCCAUUUUCUUUAAACAUAAAUACCUUGCAUCAUCUUCCCAGUAAAACAAUUUAAGCCUUCCUUUAAUCUCUGAAGGUGUGGACUGCAGGUUGGGGAAUAAUUCCAUAAUUAUUCACUUCAAUCAUUAUUCAUGUAUAUAAUUUCAAAUACUCCAGAUUUUAACAUUUUUCUGUUUGCACCAAAUUUUGUAUUAUACCAGUGCUUUACUUUUGUAUUUUGAAGAAAAAAAUAUAUAGAGCCAAAGCAAAGUAAAAUCCUCACAUUGUAAAACCAGUGGAUGAAACGUUAGACGAAAGAAAGCCAGGAAGCGGAGAUUUGAGGAAAACCAAACUGGAGAAUCAUGGAUAAGAUUUUGAGUUGAUAUAUUUUAUUGGGUUAAUCCAAAAACUGGAAGAUCUGGUUGUGUGCCUUGGUGGUCUGUUUUCCUCCACAGACAUCCAAGGAUAUUUCCAUUGUGAGAUCAGGACAGUUUUCCCUUCCAUAACCAGGAGUGGUGAAGCUAAUUGUUACUCUGGUAUUUCCUCUUUUAACUGUCAUUUUAAAUUUCGUCUUUGCCUCUCUCCAUCACUUUUAAGGCCUAAUUUAAAACCCAUUUUUUUGACCACACUUUUUAACCCCCUCCUAAUAACCCAUUUAUGCCUAAUUACCGCCCCCAGAAACACACUGGAAUGUUGUACCUUUAAUACAGUAAUUUUUAAAUGCAUGCAGCUCUAUGAAUGUGUAAGGCACCCAUUUAUAUCAUUAACCAGAAAAGGUACAUGGAAGUUCUGCUUUGCUUGCUGUGAUAUUGGAUAUGUCAAUCAAGAACUUCAACAUCUACAUUUGUUUCAUUCCCAUUAACUCAAAUUAUGUGCCAGUCUUUUAUUUAAAAAUGAACUGCAUCAAAUGUAUGUUAACUGAAUCAAUUGUUCGUUGUUGUCCAUGGAAGAUCAUACACUUCAGAGUGUCUGUUUCUAUUGAUUGCAUUAUAGAUAUUGCAAGAUUGAAAAUUUUACAGAAAUACCCUGUAAAAAUGCUAAGGCUGCGUCUCAGGCUUUUUUUCAGUAACCAUUCCUAACCAUGCCUAAGAUUACUAAGCGAAUUUAUGAUGACUAAAAUUUUUUCUCUAUACUGUACUAUGGUUACAAUCUCUGUUAUUCACCCUAAUGGAACUUGAGGCAAUUUGUUUUCAGUUUAUCAAAGUCUUAUUCUAGGAAUUUGAAUACGUUUUCAGCAAAUUAUAUUCUAGAUCAGCAACUGAAAGAUGCACUUCAGAAUUAGUUACUUGCCAGUUUCUUUUCUCUCUCCUCUCCAUUUUUUAAUAACGAUAUAAAACAGCGAAGAUGGAGGCAGAGUUUAAGAUUCUAGUAUGUAGUUUUGAAGUUACACAUUUAGGCUAUAGCUAGAAUGAAAAACGUAUAAAACCAUGCACCUGAAAAUAUACUAAAACUUACUGUGAUUCACUUGUGUAAAAUUUCUGUUAGUGUUCUUAAUGAAAAAUAAAACGACCUUUUUUUUUAGAAAAAAAACUAUCCGAUUUAGAGCAUAACCCCCAGCCAUGUAGCUAAGUCCUGGCUUGAUGAAGUAAUUUUGUGUCUACCUAUAAAAAUGUAUUCGGGUUUACUUGCACACACGUUCAUUUCCUUGAGGAGAAGUGUGGAAGAAGGGGAAUAGAAUAUUAAAAUUUGCUUGAUUUGUAGGCUAAUCAAAAUGCUGCAAAAGAGAGAUAAGAGGGGAGAUAACCAUCCUGAAAAGAAACCUUUUAUACUUGGUGAUACAAACCUAAUGGUGCAGAAUGCACACUGGGUGCAUUACAAACCUAGGGACCCAAUUUUUGUUGGUGCCCUGUCUUAACCUUGUUAUUUCCUCCUGAUUCUUUAGGUUACUGUGUCAUGACAGGUGAUUGCUUUUAAAGACUUUCUUUUUUGUUGUUCUUGAGGCUGCCCAUUUACCAGAUGUGAUGGUGUACCACACUAAUUUUGACUAAGUUUUCCUCCCUCAGAGGCUCUGGUGAUGAAUCUCCAAAUAUACGUGCCUAUGAUUUGGAAUCACAUUGAAGGAGGAAUGAAGAGGGAGGACCUGUUAUUUAAUCCGUUUGCCGCACGACAUUCAUGUGCUAACACGUGGUUAAACCCAAUUUGGCUUCCGAUUUACUUGGUUUAGUGCAUUUUUAAUGUAAAAUGACAGGUUUGGUGGUUAAUAUUCCUAUGAUAAACACUUCGCAAAUCGUAGCUUCUAUCAGCAAGUGGAAGUAACUGGCAGUUGCCUUGAAAUAUUUUUAUAUUUUAAGAGACUGAAUUGUUGCUGUUAUUGUUAUCAAUUUCAAAUAUUUAGUGCUUCUAUUUGUUUUGAUGAGAAAAUAAAUAAAAUAUUGAGUGUUCACCGUAUAGCAACAAUGCCAUUUUAUCUCCAUAUUUAAACUCAUUGCUGUUUACGUAAUUCGGACUCAUCUUAAAUAUAAUUUAAUUUUUUUACUGUCCAUGAAUAAUACUGACUUUAGAAGCAUAAGAGUCCUUAAGCCAUACUAAUGAUUUGUGGUGUUUGUAGCCAUUAAAUCUGGAAAAUGUUUUUUUUUAAAACAAAGUAGAUUAGGACGACAGUAAAAUGGAAAGGUUAAUUGACAUUCUAUGGUUGGAUUAGGUUAGCGUCUGUUAAACCUGCUGUUUCAUCCUACAAUAGCGCGUGCACUGGAUACUGUUCUUUUUUUUAACUUUCUUUCACCUGUUCAAUAAAUCUGUCUUAUUCUU
Carcharodon carcharias (great white shark) is the source of this 9170-nucleotide messenger RNA. RefSeq names its product 3-ketodihydrosphingosine reductase (gene kdsr). Gene Ontology annotation, cellular component: endoplasmic reticulum membrane. The transcript is spliced from 10 exons. Gene Ontology annotation, biological process: sphingolipid biosynthetic process. The coding region runs from base 170 to 1237 and encodes 355 amino acids. Lineage: Eukaryota; Metazoa; Chordata; Chondrichthyes; Lamniformes; Lamnidae. Gene Ontology annotation, molecular function: 3-dehydrosphinganine reductase activity. The record is from RefSeq and is a predicted model, not a curated record.